Erythranthe guttata (spotted monkey flower) is the source of this 3237-nucleotide messenger RNA. RefSeq names its product ubiquitin-specific protease 5 (gene UBP5). The record is from RefSeq and is a predicted model, not a curated record. Gene Ontology annotation, molecular function: cysteine-type deubiquitinase activity. Lineage: Eukaryota; Viridiplantae; Streptophyta; Magnoliopsida; Lamiales; Phrymaceae. Gene Ontology annotation, biological process: protein deubiquitination.
AAAGUCUUUGUGUGUGUGCAGUGAGGUAGCAGUACUAUUUUAUCUCUCACUGUACAAAUCCAAAACCCUUGCUCCUCUGUACCAAACUGCGGUUAACUCUCAGUUAUUAUGACGCCCUAAAGGGAAGAAUCACUGCUAGAAGAAAGAUAUCUAUUCUCCUCACCGGAUUCUCUGUACGAAUUCAUUCGAGUUCUCCGCCCUAAAAAAAUCGUGUUUUUUGGGCAUUUUUUUUACUAUUGUUCAAGCCGGAGGGAGAAAAAAAAUGGCGGAGGCGGCACGGCAGCUGACGCCGGAGCAGGAGAAGCAAGCCAUUAGAGACAUUGCUGUAGCCGCCGAAGCCCAUACCACAGUCGGCGAUACUUUCUAUUUAAUCACACAGAGAUGGUGGCAAGAUUGGCUUGAGUAUGUCAAUCAAAAUCAAACCGGUAAUGUGAAUGAUGGAUCGUCUUCUGAGCAUCAUACUUCAGUCAGCUCGACUGCAUUGAAGAGGCCGUCCUGCAUUGACAAUUCUGACUUAAUAGAUGAAGCGGUACCUGAGGAUUCUGCUACGGGUAUUGAACUUCUUGAUACUUUAGUUGAAGGCACUGAUUAUAUAUUGCUUCCAGAAGAAGUCUGGAAUCAAUUAUAUUCAUGGUAUGGAGGUGGUCCUCUGUUGGCUCGAAAAGUAAUCAACACAGGCCUUUCACAAACAGAAUUGUCUGUAGAAGUUUAUCCUUUACAGCUUCAGUUGCAUUUGAUGCCCAAAGGUGACCGUUCAGCCAUAAGAAUAAGCAAAAAGGAGACAAUUGGCGAACUUCACCGAAGAGCUUGUGAAAUUUUUGAUCUUACACCGAAGCAAGUAUCCAUAUGGGAUUACUUCAGUCAUCAAAAGCAUGCAUUGAUGAGUGACAUGGAAAAAACGCUUGAUGAUGCAAACAUUCAAAUGGAUCAGGAUAUCUUAGUAGAGGUUAUUAGCAAUAAAGGUGAAGGUGGUCGUUCCAAUCUGGAGAAUGGAUCUCUGCAUAAUGGAAGUCUAUCUGUUGCACCUUCACAGUCUGGUUUCCCAACUUCUGGAGGUUUAUCUGCAAGCAAGUAUACGUCAAGAAAUGGGAAUUUGGAAUCCCAGCUUCAGAACCUAAAUACAGAGAGAGCAUAUGGAUCUAGUGGUGUCAGUACAAGGGGGUCUUCUUGUGGUCUCAUUGGACUACUAAAUCUUGGAAACACUUGUUUUAUGAACAGCGCAAUACAAUGCCUAGUUCAUACACCAGAGUUUGCUCGGUAUUUUCGUGAUGAUUACCAUCAAGAAAUAAACCGACAGAAUCCGCUAGGCAUGGUUGGUGAGCUUGCUUUAGCAUUUGGUGAUUUACUUAGAAAAUUGUGGGCACCCGGGAGAGCGCCAGUUGCCCCCAGGCCCUUUAAGGCAAAGCUUGCUCGCUUUGCGCCACAGUUUAGUGGAUGCAGUCAGCAUGACUCACAGGAACUCCUUGCAUUUCUGUUAGAUGGACUGCAUGAAGAUUUGAAUCGUGUCAAGCACAAGCCAUACAUAAAAUCCAAAGAUGCAGAUGGUCGACCUGAUGAAGAAGUUGCUGAUGAGUAUUGGGCGAAUCAUAUUGCUCGUAAUGAUUCAAUAAUUGUGGAUGUAUGCCAAGGUCAAUAUAAGUCAACUCUUGUCUGUCCAGCAUGCGAUAAAGUUUCAGUAACAUUUGAUCCGUUCAUGUACUUGUCCUUGCCGCUUCAGCCUGCUACCACUCGCAAUAUGACUGUAACUGUUUUUACUUGCGAUGGAAGCGCUCUGCCAGCACCCCACACAGUAAUUGUGCCAAAGCAGGGUCGUUGCAGGGAUCUGAUCCAAGCAGUCAGUAAUGCUUGUUCUUUGCAACUCAACGAGAAGCUUCUUCUUGCAGAGAUAAGAGGCCACUUGAUUUACCGGUUCUUGGAGGAUCCAUUGGUUUCACUAUCUUCCAUAAAAGACGACGAUCACCUCACUGCCUACAAAAUCCCGAAAGUUCUCAAAAACACAAAGUUCCUUCAGUUGAUUCACCGACGUGAAGAACAGGGCAGUGGAAAUGCUCAGAGCACUCUCGGGUGGAAGCCUUACGGAACACCUCUCGUUUCGCCUAUCUCAUGUGACGACACUAUUACCAGAAGUGAUAUACAGGGGAUAGUUCAUAAGAUGCUCUCACCUAUGUUAAGAACAAAAAACUCGGGCGCUAUGACACCUGGCAAUGCAUCAUUGGGUGCAUCAUCGGAUCAGUCUAAACCGGUUUCCUUGCCCAAACUUCCAUUACAGUUGGUAGACGAAAAUAACGCCUGCAUUGAUUUAACCGUUGGUGAUGAUAAAGUGGUUAAAUUGUCCUCCUCGUCUAUGUCGAUUCUUGUAUUUGUUGACUGGUCUCAAAAGCUUCUGUCAAGUUACGAUACCAGCCACAUAGAAAACCUACCGGAAGUUUGUAAAUAUGGGCAUGUGAGCAAGAAAGCUCGUAACGAACCUCUCUCAUUGUACACUUGCUUGGAAGGUUUUCUCCGUGAAGAGCCCUUAGUCCCCGAGGACAUGUGGUACUGUCCACAAUGCGAGGAGAGACGACAGGCGAGCAAGAAGCUCGAUCUUUGGAGGCUCCCGGAAGUUCUUGUUAUUCACUUGAAGAGAUUCUCUUACAGUAGGUCGAUGAAGCAUAAACUAGACACGUAUGUGAAUUUUCCCCUUCACGAUUUCGAUCUGACAAAUUAUGUGGCUAACAAGAACAACACUUGUCGCCAAAUCUACGAACUCUAUGCCUUGACAAAUCACUACGGUGGCAUGGGAAGUGGCCAUUAUACAGCGCAUAUUAAGCUUACGGACGAGAACAGGUGGUAUAACUUUGACGAUAGCCACAUAACAGCGAUCAACGAAGAAGAAGUGAAAUCGGCAGCUGCUUACGUACUGUUCUAUAAAAGGGUGAGCAGUGAUAGAUCUUCAGCAAGUAAUGGAGUGUACUGUACUAAUGUUAGCAGCAGCAGCAGCCAAAAACUUUGACCUCAAAUAUAAUAAUAGCUCUCUACCAAGUUUAGUAUUAUGUAAAGUUAAUUUAUUACCUUGAUUACUAAUUACUUUUGUUCUAGAUAUAUAUAUUUAGACAACUUUCACAGGAAAAAUUAACAAGCUUACAGUUAUUAGCAGAGGUUAAGAAUUGCUUCUGAAAAAUGAAGUAUUGUUGUUGAAAUAGAAACCUGAGUUCACAUUUUGGUCAGGCUAAAUUAUAAAUUGCUAUUUAGUAUUUA